This is a messenger RNA of Photinus pyralis (common eastern firefly), 700 nucleotides long. RefSeq names its product lysophosphatidylserine lipase ABHD12-like. The record is from RefSeq and is a predicted model, not a curated record. Gene Ontology annotation, molecular function: monoacylglycerol lipase activity; phosphatidylcholine lysophospholipase A1 activity. Gene Ontology annotation, biological process: phosphatidylserine catabolic process; monoacylglycerol catabolic process. NCBI's taxonomy places the organism in Eukaryota, Metazoa, Arthropoda, Insecta, Coleoptera, Lampyridae. The transcript has 3 exons. Gene Ontology annotation, cellular component: endoplasmic reticulum membrane. Bases 31 to 603 code for a protein of 190 amino acids.
UUCGACUACAGAAGCUACGGAGAUUCGUCGAUGUUCGAUUUAGUCGAAGACGGACUUGUCGACGACGCCGUCCACAUCUACAGGUGGGUGCUUAACAGGACCAAGGGAGACGUCUACGUUUGGGGCGAUCAACUCGGCGCCGCAAUCGCGACGCACGCCGUCGCGCGGUUGCGAAACGAAGGCGUCGUUCCCACCGGUUUAAUUUUGGAAAAUCCGUUCACGUCGCUCUCCGACUGGAUCGGCUACUGGUACUGGCCGUUGGGAAGGAUUUUUUCGUGGAUGCCGUGGUACGACGCGUUCGUGACCGAGCCUCUGAUCGAGAACGGGCUAAGUUUCAAUACGAGCAGCUACAUUCGGAAUGUCGAUUGUCCGAUACUCGUUUUAAAUGCGGGGUACGAUAAGGGUUGGUCUAAACUUAUAGAUAAGGUGUCUGAGGCGGCGGCCGAUCGUGAUGCGGUAUCGCAGGGAUCUGUAAGUGUGAAAGAUGUCUAUUGGAGUUCGGGCGGUUACUAUGACGGUGACAGCACAUAUAAGAAUGGUGAGAUUAGCGAUUUUGUGGCCGAGUGCAGCAUUUUUAAGCAAAAUGAGAGUGUAAAACACUGAGAAGGCUUUUAAUUUUUAAUUAUACGUGUAUAUGGUUGUGUAGGUAGACGAGAUAAGUUGUUGAUUAUUGAAAUUAAAUUUUACAUUUUUAAAAUGA